Anguilla rostrata (American eel) is the source of this 3759-nucleotide messenger RNA. It is a transcript of the gene znf839, whose product is annotated as zinc finger protein 839. NCBI's taxonomy places the organism in Eukaryota, Metazoa, Chordata, Actinopteri, Anguilliformes, Anguillidae. The coding region runs from base 216 to 3434 and encodes 1072 amino acids. The record is from RefSeq and is a predicted model, not a curated record. The transcript is spliced from 8 exons.
UCGCCUUUGCGCCACAACCUCCUGUGACGUUUUUAAAAAGCUGCGAUAGUAAUAGUUACAUCGUCAUUUUCGCACAUUUUCAAUUAACAUUCGUACACAUAGUCCUUUUUUCCACACGUCUCGUUUUAAAGACUUUGGUGUGGAAAAAAAAAUCGACUGAGAUUUACUUUGUUUUGCAAGCAACUCUUCCUGCCUGGACGUUUACUCCAAUCAAAAUGGCGGACAAGGAGGAUGAAAGCAACAUGACAGCUGGGGCCGAGCAGGGAGAGAGCUCCAGCGCGGCUCCGCUGCACCGUGUGGCGGGGCUGGCGCACAGCGGGGACCCGGUCGUGCCGGACAGUACGCACAACGCAAGCAGCAAUGGCGAGGAACUGACUUCGGCAGUGAAAGACAGUGCAGAAAACCCCGUUAUUGGAGAGUAUUUUCAGGGCUCUGUAGAAAAGGGGGCAGAGCUCGGACAGGACGACCAGGUGGCAAGCCCGACUGCGGGCGAUGGACUGCUGUUGGAACGCCACAUCAUAACGUCUUUCGUCGAAACACCCGGUAUCGAGACGGUCACAACGGCAGAUUUGUCUUCGGUGAACAGCGAGCUUGUGGAUACUUCAUCUGAAGCAACAACCACCAUUAUUUAUGUGCAGCCGGACGGAAGCUUUGUGGAAGGCACGGGCUUAACGGCGGAGGAGCAGCGGCAGCUGGUCGAGCAGCUGGCUCAGCAGCAGCUCGUGGAGGUUACGGAGAAUGAAGCCGCUCGUUUAUUCCAACAGCAGCGACCGCCGACAUCCCACUUCAGCCACGGCGGAGCGCUGGCGCCCAACGAACUGCAACAAGUCAUCGAUCAGGUCAGUCGGUCCCAGCAGUCUGUCGCUCAGGUGGAGCUACACGGCGGGCCUGCCCCAGCGCAACGGCAGGAGCAGGUGCCGGCGGUGUCCGAGCAGCUGCCCGGCUGCAUUUCACUCCCUCCUGGCUGCGUGUUGACGGCGGGAAGCCCGGCACAGGACGCCGCAGUCCGGCCGCCGCCGCUGUGCAUCGUGCAGAACGCGUCGCAACAGCUCCAAAACGUUGCAAAGCAAGUGGCGCUACAGCAGAGCCAGUCCAACAACGGCACGCGCCUGAUCCAGAAAAAGCAGCUGGAGACCAUCCGGAUCCAGGUGCCGAUUCCGCCCCCUCAGCAGGAGGCCCGGAAAUGCCCCGCCCCUCCCCUGGCCCUGCUCCAGCAGCGGGUUCCUCCCACAGGUCAUGCCCCCAAAGCGGGCGUGCCUGCCCCUCAGAUCAUCCACAUCACCCCAGUGAUUGGGCAGCAGCAGUACCUACUGACCACCCCCGGGGACCCGCCUAUCCAGCUCCUGCUGCAGAGACCCGCCCCCUUGGUGGGCGGGGCCAUACCCGUGCUCCACAAAGUACCCCUACAGACCCCCGUCAACGGCAGAGCUGGCCGCCCCGCCCCCACUCGUGGCCCCGCCCCCGGCCUGCCCCCCGCCGCCCCCCCCCGGCAGAAGGAGCAGCAGAAGACCCGGAGGCCCCAGAAGGUGCAGACGCGGUCCGGCCGGGUGUCCCGCCCCCCCAAGCACAAAGUGAAGGACUACAAAUUCAUCAAGACCGAGGACUUGGCGGACGGGCGGCAGUCGGAUUCCGACGAUUACUCCGAGAUCAGCGUGGAGGAGGAGGCGGGGGAGGGGGGCGUGGUGGGGGGCAAGAACCCUGACACAGUUGCCGCGGUGAACAUCUACCUCAGCACCCGGACCUUCAAGUGCAGGAGCUGUGAGAAAGCCUACAUCGGGCUGGGGGGCCUGACCCGACACUACAGACUCAACCCCGCCCACGAGGAGGCGGCGCCUGCUGCCCCAGCCCCGCCCACAGGCCCAGCUGCUGCCCUGGCCCCUCCUCUGGGGAGCAGAACGGACACGCCCACUGGUUCUGCCUCCACAUUGGCACUGGCUGGGCACAGCUCCUCCACAUCUACCAGUCAGAUCUCAUCAGAUCCUACAGAGCCCGUCCCCGUGACAACCUCAGACGUUGCUCCAUCGACAGCACAGAGGGAGAAAGUUGACCCCCUGCCCCUCCAGGGGGCACUGGCUCCUGGCCCUGGCCGGCCCAAAGGGAGGGCGGGACGCCCCAGAUCUACAGCACGUUCAGUUCGGAGAGGCAGGCCCGGCAGACCCCCCAAAAUCUCAGGGGCGCUGCAGCCACCCCAGAGGAGAGCGCGGCUGAAGGAGGUGAGAGGGCCUGCUUAUCACCUGUACCUGAGCAGCUCACCUGUAUCUGAGCAGCUCUCCUGUACUGACGUGUUACAUCCACAGGUGGAUAAGGGACGUCCCACCAGGCCGCAGUUUUCAGACGUGUACCGCGAAUUUGAGCAGCUCCACGCCCAGGUGAAGAAAAUGGCGCAGGAGCACCUCAGCUCCACCCAUGGCCCGGGACCCCACACUGUGCUGGAAGUCCGAGACCCGCAGGUGUGUCAGUCGCUGGGCAUUGGAGACCUGGUGACCAGGUUACAGACCGCCCCCUCCGAAAAACCUGCCAUGGGCAACCUGCCCAAAAAUGCAAAAGCAAGAGAGGACUGUAAAGCCCUGCCACCAGCAAAGCGCUUUAAAGUGGAUCCCUGCAACACGGAACCCAACGGAACGUUCCUGACCCAGAACCGGACCGCUCCCACAGCUGCAGGCGUGGACUCAUUCCCAGGCUCUGUAGAGCAGAUUCCCCUGAAGGACCGUUGCCUAGUGACCGGAUCGCUCUCACCUGAGGAGAGCGCCACAGAGGUGCUGGGGUGCCAGCGCAUGGAGCUCUCCUCGCACCCCCAAAACCCUCUGGCGCUCCCCCCACCGCAGGCAGAGAACAGUGCGGAGGAGACUGCCAGCAGCACUGAUCCUGCAGGCUCCGCCCCCUCACACACACAGAGGGCGGAGCCAGGCCAGGGGGUGGAGCUGAAUGGCUGUGACAUGGCAGAUGAAAAGCAGAAGCUGGAGCAGGUUCUGGGCAGUGACGUGGUACCUCUGGACCACAGCUACAGAGCCAGCAGUCAGGACAGUGCUCAGACCCAUGCUGUUACACAGCUGCCUGGCCAAACUGAGCAUGCUCAGACCCACGCUGUUACACAGCUGCCUGGCCAAACUGAGCAUGCUCAGGAGCUUGGCUGUGCAGGGGCAGAGGUGCAGGCUGUGUGUUUAGGGGGCACAGUCAGGCAGACUUUGGGGGACUCAGUGGAGCUUCAGGAGCAGGUCUUUAUCCAGACGGAGGAGGGCCUGAUCCUGCCUGGGGGCGUGCUGGCUUCCGAUCGCAUCGUCAUAGUAACCAGCCCUGAUGGGACCACCAUGCACAUCCGCACCCCAGAUACUGUUCCCCUGGAAACCGUUCCCCUAGAGACCGUGCAGGCUCUGCUGGGUAUCGACAUGGGGGCACAGCCAGAGGGGGUGCUGGUAUCAGAAAACCAUCCCUGAGCGCCCCACCCCCACACAACCUCAGCUGCGUCCAAGACCCCCCCCCAAAAGAAACACUUCUGUGGAUUUUUGUAGUUCCAGCAUUCUUUGAAUAUUUCUACAAACCUUUUUGAAGUUUUUCCACGAAGCCCCCCUUUCCCCUCCUUAAGCUUUCAGCACACGUGUUCAUAUGUAUAUAAAAAUAUAAGUGUUUAAAAAAAGAGACCCAGGUGUUUUAUUACUUUUUUAUGUUACAAAUGCUGGUUGUAACAUGCCCACAAUUGUCAGAAAAAUAACUUGAAAGCUACAUUUUGAAGGGAAAUUAAACUUAAAAACAUUAUUUAAA